Oncorhynchus kisutch (coho salmon) is the source of this 3333-nucleotide messenger RNA. RefSeq names its product rapamycin-insensitive companion of mTOR-like. The transcript is spliced from 4 exons. NCBI's taxonomy places the organism in Eukaryota, Metazoa, Chordata, Actinopteri, Salmoniformes, Salmonidae. The record is from RefSeq and is a predicted model, not a curated record. Bases 258 to 818 code for a protein of 186 amino acids.
UUUACUUUUAAUCAAGUAGGAUAAUUGGGUGCUUUUUCCACCACUGACCAGACCGGAGGCACAAGAGAUAUGCGGCACGAAAGUAGUGUCGGCGCGAUAAACCCAAUCCCCUAUUCUCUCACGAGAAUUCACCAAGUUUCCGCUGUUGUGUAUAUUUCUGGAAACAUGGCGGCACGCAUCCGUGGCCGCUCUAUCCGAAGUCUUCGGAUGCGAGGUGGGUAGCCUUACAAUGUCCCGGUUGUCUUGGACAGGUCGGAAUGACAGCGGGGAAGAGAUCUGACAAGAGACAUGUACCUUACAAGUGUGACAUGUUGGACCAAUCAAACGAUGCCUACCUGCACUCCAAACCCGGGAAGGACCGCAGCCCCUUCACCAUCCUGGCCUCCACCCGCUUCGUACACAACCGCUUCCUCAACUCCCUGACCCUCCCCAGCAAGAAGCUGCGCUCCACCAGUGACCAAGUGCAGCUGCACCCCCACGAGCCCAAACUGGGGGGGCUGAGAAGGAACAGGAUGGUCACAGAGCCCUCUAUCUACUCCUCGUCGCAGGGAGAUGUGUUUACGUCUGUAUUCAAUGGGAGAGGCUUACCCAAGAGUCCCACAGUCAGCCUGGAAACCUCCUUUGUGGUGACCAGCGGCUCUGUGGAGGGGUCAGAGGAGCAGCUGGUAGAGAGGAGGCUAGACCAGGCUGGUGGAGGGGGUACUGGGCUGGGGGGUCCUGGAGAGCCUCCCUCCAGGGAUCAGAGUAGCCGGGAAUGUCUAGCGGGAGGAAAUGGUGGUUCCUCUUCCUCCGGGGGGGGGGGGGGGGACUCAGUUUAAAAGCCGCAGUCAGAGCUUCAACACGUACACCACCACUAGCGGCAUCAGCUCCAUGAGCUCCAGCCCCUCCCGUGAGACCACUGGAAACCCUGAGCCCGAACCAGACUCCUCGGACUGCGUCAGCCUUUACACAGUGGUCUCGGCCAAGACCGUAAAAACGCUGUACUCCCUCAGCCCAACCCAGGCCCAGACUAACCACCUGCCCCUUUCCAAUUCUAACUCUGUCUCCCUGUUCCCCACUAGCUACUCACAUACCCUCCCCCGUAGAGCCCAGAGUCUCAAGUCUCCCUCCAUGGCGGCUAUUAAUAGCCUGGCGGACUGCAGUUUCAUGUACACCAGCCCGCGGGAUGCACUAGGCUAUGCUACUCUGAGGAAGCUGCAGCAGCAGAGGAUCCACCCGUCUCUGUCUCAUAGCGAGGUGUUAGCGUCGCCUGCUAAAGACGUACUGUUCACUGACGCUAUCACUAUGAAGACUGGUAGUCUGGACUCGAGGCUGAUGGUGCGCAGAUGUACGAGGAAGCAGAAGCGAUCCUGUCGAUGCAACCAAAGCCAGUCGGAGUGGAUAUAGACCGUCCCACGGAAUCCUGAUCAUUGUCCCCAUCCUCUUCCCCCUCUCCCUGUUUAGACGACCCCCCUCCCUCCAACCUUCACAUAGAGAUAACGACAGCAAUGGGGUGGGAGAAUAGAGGGAGCGGCAGGUAGCCUGGUGGUUAGAGCAUUGGACUAUUAACCGAAAGGUUGCUAGUUUGAAUCCCCGAGCUGACAAGGUAGAAAUCUGUCUUUCUGCCCCUGAACAAGGCAGUUAACCCACUGUUCUUAGGCCAUCAUUGAAAAUAGGAAUUUGUUCUUAACUGACUUGCCUAGUUAAAUAAAGGUUAAAUUAAAAAAAGGGAUGAAGAGUAUGGGGGACGGGGCUAAAACAGGAUGGGAUACCCAGAGUAGGUUGCUGAAGUUUAGGAUGGAGGGAGCAUGGAUGAGAGGAGUGGAGGAUCAUGGAAGUUAAAGAACGAGAAAGAGGAAAAGGGUUGUCUCCCUCCCAUCGCUUGACAAAGAGAUGGACUGUCUGAGAACAAAUGAAACCUGACACACCUAGUCCUGUUCCUGCCCAUCUCCAACAGGGGGAGCAGUUUUCCCAAAAUAGUAUUUUCAGAAGCUCAAUCCGACGACGCUCAACCCGGUGACACAACCCUGAGCAAUAGACUACUUACCACAUCCCAUUGACCUAAACACACAUUGGAUGAAUCAUGACGAAGUCUGUCUGUGUUUUCAGUGUACCUUUGCUCUGGUGCAUGCUGAUACGAAAAGGGGAUGUUAAGUCCAUCCCAGUCAGUGCUGGUCCCAUCCUCUUCUCCCUCCAUAUGGCAACACUACAGAAGGUUCCAGGAGCCACCCUCAGUCUGUUUCUGCUGUGUCCCCAUGAGUUUAUCAAUUUCAACUCUGCUCAAAAGACUCAUACUAGUUCAAACAACUGUUUUUCUAUUCAUUUCUACAGACAAUCAAACAUCAGUAGUGUGUUUUUUUUAAUGAUUUAAACAUCACUCUCUUCCCAUCCGGACACAUAAAACAUAACUUAUGUGCCUUGCUGUCUGUCAAGCCUUGUGUAAUUCCUCUGUCUGACCCUGGUCUGGAAACACACUGCUUCUGACAAUCCCAACAGCCGUUUUCUCUCAUCUUUCAUUGGUUAUUUUUAUGGUAAACAGCCAUGAAAUAUGCUGGUACGUGAUGUGUAGUUUAUUAUUGUUUCAUUGAUUGUACAUAUUCAAAGAGAGAGAAGCUACAGUACCUAGUUGCCCUUCCCAAACCCUACCUCUGUGCUUUGUUCUCACUGCAUGUGCAAACAGCAUAUUGAAAUAUUACAUCAUCAUUGUCACUUUUCUUCUGGAAAUUAUUCAUGUAUUUCUUCCAAAUGCUCUAAUACUUUGAUUGUCUUAAAUCAUGAUAGGUUGUCAUCACUGCUUUACAAACUGGGGAAAGUAACGGUCCCUAAGUUAUUUUCACAAUGCAACAUUGCUGUCUAUCAUUGGCUGAGAUGAGAGGGACAGGUAGAUGUGAUCAUUUAUGGAUUGGCAUAAGAUUUUCAUGGGAAAAGUUUCAUUUUCUAUUAGUUUGUUUUGCUAUUAUGCUGCUACACAUGUGGACUCAUAUGGAUGAUUUAUAGAUUGGCUGAGUGAUGUGAGAUCUAUUUAUUAUAUAUUUGUACAGUAGCAGAGAGAGAUGAGAGAAGAAAAAAUGUAUUUUUUCCUUGAUACUGUGUUAAUAAUUUCAAAUGUUUUUGUUACCUGAAUCGUGGUUUUCCUUGUGUAAUGUGGGUCGUGUGUUUUUGGGUAUUUCUAUAGAAGCAUACACUCUAUCAAAGGGAUGCAUUGUUCAUGAAAACUAAAUUCAUGAACAAUCCAAAUGGAGUGGUGGUCUGUUUUAUUUGUUGUCUGUAACAGUCUUGGUUUGGACUGUCAUUUAAGAUGUGAGGAACAAGUUGUAAAUGUUGAAAGAUAUUAUACAUUUGAAUCAGCUUUUA